Molecule: messenger RNA, 2977 nt
Organism: Lingula anatina
Lineage: Eukaryota; Metazoa; Brachiopoda; Lingulata; Lingulida; Lingulidae
Product: translation factor Guf1, mitochondrial
Biological process (GO): positive regulation of translation
Cellular component (GO): mitochondrion
Molecular function (GO): GTPase activity; mitochondrial ribosome binding; GTP binding
Source: RefSeq, a predicted model, not a curated record
AAGUUAAGUUAAGGGCUAUCCCGCUAGAGGGUACUGGAAUUAUUACAAGUUUUUUAUCGUUUAGUAGUGUUAGCUUUCACUCUUUCAUAUACAUAUUGAUGACGUGCUCUACCAGGGAUUGGAUAUAUGGUGUUAAAUUCAUUGUUUAAGCCAAGAUAAUGCGUAUGAAAUCGUGCACCUCAGUGCCGCCUAUCGGAAAAUUGCCCAAUAAAGAGUUACGAGAGACCUCUAAAAUAACUAGCUCGAGAGUUUAAAAAAUCAACAUUGUACAUAAAACAGUGAUUUCACGUUAGAUCUCUAUUGCAGUACAAUAAGAAUGCAAAUUAUUAUGUUUUUAUAUGCGGCAAUGUUUUAGUAUGUUCUGGGGAAUGACAAAAUUCAAUCACAAUUUUUCCUAGUCUUGAUUUUGGAAAUCCAGCAUGGAGGAGAACGGAGUCACGUUUUCGAGGUUUUCUUAAAUUUUAUUUAAAAGUUAAAUGAAGAUGAGGCUUCUUCUUCGUGGCUUCACGGGAGGUGUAAGGAUUUUGCAAUCAGAAACAUACUUACUAGCAAGAGUCGGCACAAACCUCAAGUGCUGUCAGUUUCUACCUAAGAAACCAACACUUUGCAGGACCUUGUACUUGUCAUCCGUGAGGUUAAAAAAAGGGAAAGCUUUGGAAGAUGAAAACAUUGUGGACCUUUCAGAAAACUCAGUAGAUUUUAUUAGGAACUUCAGCAUCAUUGCACAUAUUGACCAUGGCAAGAGCACUCUUGCUGACAGACUUCUAGAAUUUACAGGUGUGAUUCCAGAAAGUGCCAAAAAUGCUCAAGUUUUAGAUAAGUUACAAGUGGAAAGAGAAAGGGGAAUCACAGUAAAAGCACAGACAGCUACCCUUUUCCAUAUGUACAAAGAUCAAGAAUAUAUGCUCAACCUUAUUGACACUCCUGGUCAUGUUGACUUCCAUUAUGAAGUGUCUAGAUCACUUAGUGCUACACAAGGAGUCAUUCUUCUAGUAGAUGCCACUCAGGGUGUGCAGGCACAAACUGUGGCCAACUUUUACCUUGCAUUUGAAGCCAAUCUUGCUAUUAUCCCAGUAUUGAAUAAGAUUGACCUAAAGACGUCAAAGACAGAGCAGGUCAUAGAGGAGCUCAAUACAAUGUUUGAUAUUGAACCUGAAGAAGUUUUACAGAUCUCUGCCAAGCUUGGUAUUGGUAUUGACAAGUUAUUAGAAGCUGUGAUCCAAAAAAUACCUCCCCCACCCUGUGAUGUAGAAAAGCCAUUUAAAGCUCUUUUAUUUGACUCUUGGUUUGACAAGUACCAAGGAGCUGUUGCAAAUAUUGCUGUCAAAGAUGGGUCACUGAAAAAAGGUGAUGAGAUUGUCUCUGCAUACACACAGAAGAGGCACCCAGUCAUGGAACUUGGCUUCAUGCACCCUCUACCUACCAAAACAAAUGCGCUCUAUGCAGGGCAGGUGGGAUAUAUUGUUGCUAACAUGAGGAAUACUAAAGAAGCAUUAAUUGGAGACACACUUUACAAAGUCAAAUCUCCUGUGGAACCUUUCCCUGGGUUCAGAGCACCAAAGCCAAUGGUGUUUGCUGGGGUGUUUCCUGCAGACCAAGGGGAAUAUUUUAACCUUAAAGUAGCCAUAGAAAGGCUUAUUCUCAAUGACUCUAGUAUAGAGCUUAAUGUAGACUCUAGUGAUGUUUUAGGCCAGGGCUGGAGACUUGGCUUUCUUGGUAUUCUUCAUAUGGAGGUAUUUAAUCAGAGGUUAGAACAGGAAUAUGAUGCUAACAUCAUUAUCACUUCACCAAGUGUACCAUAUAGAGUUAAAAUCUUUGGAGAGAAGAACAUUAAAAUGUAUGGCACUGAUGAAAUAAUGGUAUUAAAUCCCAGCAAGCUUCCAAAUCCUGCCAUCAUCUCAGAAGUGUUGGAACCCAUGGUCCAGGGCACAGUAAUAACGCCAUCAGAGUACAGGAAAGACAUAACAACAUUAUGUCAGGAUAAAAGGGGCCAUUUGGAAGAAGAGAUACAUAUUGGAGAAGACAGAAUAUUGAUGAAGUUUAUUCUACCUCUUAACGAGAUUGUGUUGGACUUCUUUGAUAAAUUGAAGGCCAUUUCAUCAGGAUAUGCAAGUUUUGAUUAUGAAGAUCAUGGUUACCAACAGUCCCAGGUGACAAAGGUGACCUUUAACUUGAAUGAUCAUGAGGUGGAGGAGCUAUCCAUGCUAGUACACACGUCCAAAGCUGUGCAAGAAGCCAAGGAGAUGUGUGUUAAACUCAGGGACAAUGUCCCCAGGCAGUUGUUCCUUAUAGCAGUCCAGGCAAGGAUAGGUGGGCAAGUUGUUGCCAGAGAAAAUAUCAAGCCUAUGAAGAAAGACGUUACUGCCAAAUGUUAUGGUGGAGAUAUAACAAGAAGAAAAAAACUUUUAAAAAACCAAGCUGAAAAGUUGAAAAAAAUGAGAAAAAUUGGAAAAAUUACUGUGCCAAAGGAAACGUUUAUAAACAUACUGAAAAGGUAGCAGUAAGCUCUGUCUGGGGAGUAUUGUUACAAGCUGAAAACAUGUCCAGACAGAUGCACAUUGUCAUUGAUACUGCAGCAAAAUAGAUGCUGAUUUUCAGGUAGUUUUCCUAGGCUGUGAUUCAAGUUAGCAGUGCACGCAUGUGUCUGGAAUACCAUCAUGGUAACUAGUAAGAGUCUGAACCAUGUUUGGAUCAUUUCUUGCAAAAGUACACAUAAAAAAUGCUCUAGACUGUGGGAUAUUAGUGACGUUACUUUACCUAUUGGGAGAGAUAGCUACACAUCAGCGACAAGAGACAUAAGAACUUUUCACACAAACUUGAUUUGGAAAUCAUCUUGGUUAUAUUAAUUUUAUGUUAAGGCAAUGUGGAGGUAAAAUAAGUACAUGAAGAUAACCAGGCAUUCGUUUGAGGUAAUAUUUUCACAAACAUUUUAGUAGACUUCUGGAUGUCUGUUCUAGUAAUCAUUUUUAAAUGAAAA